ACGAGGUCAGCGAGCUGAAUUCAACGCUGAUAUUCCCCGAGCUCAAGGGAUGCGAAGCUUCUUGUAUGUUUCCUUUUGAGUAUGGUGGUCGCACAGAAAACAGAGGAAUUCCAUAGCUCUUUCUCACCCUCUCUCUGCUCGACUCGGAAUCUGAACGCACGACUCACUCUAUCCAUAAGUUUUUCGAAUAUGAUUCCCCUCUCUUUUCCACUUCGAACCGAGACCCUCCAUUUCUAAAAGCCAAAAUUCUCUCUCUCUCUAUCUCUCUCAAGCAUGAGAAUAUGUUGUACCCAAGCAGAACUGCGGGAGCACUAUUAAAGUGGGUCUUCUUGAUCAUCAUCUUCACUUUGUUGUUCACUUUGGCUUGAGCUUCUUCCACGUUGAAGGGCAUAUAGAAAAGAAAGUCUUCUGGGUUGGGCAGAGAGAGGACGGGAGAGAGAGAGAGAGAGAGAUGCAAACAUCUGCUCUGAACUCCAUAAUCGAUAGGCUUCUUAGUGUGAGAGGCAAGCCGGGGAAGCAAGUGCAGCUCAAGGAAGAAGAAAUCAAGCAGCUCUGUUUCGUGUCCAGAGACGUCUUCUUGAGCCAGCCCAAUCUCUUGGAGCUUGAAGCGCCCGUCAAAGUUUGUGGAGAUAUCCACGGCCAGUAUAAUGAUCUCUUAAGGAUUUUUGAGUUCAGCGGAUUCCCACCUCGUUCAAACUACUUAUUCCUGGGAGAUUAUGUUGAUCGCGGAAAACAAAGCCUGGAAACAAUUUGUCUUCUCCUUGCGUACAAAAUCAAGUACCCAGAAAACUUCUUCCUCUUGAGAGGCAACCAUGAAUGUGCAUCUGUGAACCGCAUUUACGGAUUUUACGAUGAGUGUAAACGGAGAUUCAAUGUCAGGCUCUGGAAGAUGUUCACCGAUUGUUUCAACUGCCUCCCUGUGGCAGCUCUUAUUGACGAAAAGAUACUGUGUAUGCACGGCGGACUCUCCCCUGAUCUCAACGAUUUGAACCAGAUCAGAAGGUUACCGCGGCCCACCGAUGUUCCAGAGAAGGGUUUGCUAUGCGAUCUUCUCUGGUCCGAUCCUAGCAAUGACAUUCAAGGGUGGGGUCCAAACGACAGGGGAGUCUCCUAUUCAUUUGGUCCUGACAGAGUGACGGAUUUUCUCAAGAGGCAGGAUCUUGACUUGAUUUGCCGUGCUCACCAGGUUGUUGAAGAUGGUUAUGAGCUUUUCGCCAACAAGCAACUCGUGACCAUAUUUUCGGCACCUAAUUAUUGUGGGGAGUUUGACAAUGCUGGUGCUGUGAUGACUGUUGAUGAGAACCUUAUGUGCUCUUUUCAAUUACUGAGUCCUGCUGAUAAGAAGCAGAAAGGGUUCAGCAUUGGGGGCACUGCAACAGCUAAGUCUAAUGCAUUUCCAAAUAAAGUCAUGGUUGGUGCAAUCUUAUGACUUGCGGAAUCGUACUUUCAUUUCUUGGAACAAAGGCAUAAGUAACUGCUGGCCGUUCAAUAAUGGAAGAUAUAGAGAAUCAUUCGAAGUCUCCAGAUCAUGGAACUUGCAUAGAAGAUCAUUUCAGUUUGAGGGAAAGGCUACAACUUUGUCUUUGUGUUUAGUUCUUCCGAUAAGAUUGUCAAAAGGUUUCUUCUGACGACAGGGGGUGUGUAUGUUCUUCCGCAAUGAAGAAAAAAGUGAGUGAACAGUCAAGGAUGGCUAAUUGCAGAGCAAUUUUACUUCCAAAGGUUGUUGAAAGAUUAUGAAGUCAGUUGUUGUUGAACUGCCAACUACUUUUUGCUUGUUGAGAAAGAAUGGCAUCCUCUAUUUUACUAGGAGCACUUGAUUGCUCUUGAAGAAUUGAUGUUAAGGGAUUGAGAUAUCAAUUAUUGGAACUGAAGGGUUAAGUGGAUGAUGUACACUCUUGCUUAAUCUUUUUCAAUGCCAACGUUUUCUUUUUCUUCA
This is a messenger RNA of Syzygium oleosum, 1936 nucleotides long. Its product is annotated as serine/threonine-protein phosphatase PP1 isozyme 3-like. Gene Ontology annotation, molecular function: protein serine/threonine phosphatase activity. Gene Ontology annotation, cellular component: cytoplasm; nucleus. The transcript has 4 exons. The record is from RefSeq and is a predicted model, not a curated record. Bases 452 to 1429 code for a protein of 325 amino acids. NCBI's taxonomy places the organism in Eukaryota, Viridiplantae, Streptophyta, Magnoliopsida, Myrtales, Myrtaceae.